AGCCCCCAGGUGUGGCUGCCCAGCUGGGGAGGCGCGUACCGGAGCCGCCGCUGCCGGAGGGACCGCCAUGGGCGACGCGGCCCCGCGCUUUGCGUCCGUACCGUCGCUGCUGCUGCCGCUGCUGCUGCUGCUGCUGCUUCGGGCCGAGCGGCCGGAGGGCACCGAGCUCACCUUCGAGCUGCCGGACAGCGCCAAGCAGUGCUUCCACGAGGACGUGGAGCGGGGCGUCAGGUUCUCCCUGGACUACCAGGUCAUCUCUGGAGGCCACUACGACGUGGACUGCUCUGUGGAGGACCCUCUGGGCAACACCGUCUACCGGGAAACCCGGAAGCAGUACGACAGCUUCACGUACCGGGCUGACGUCCAGGGUGUUUAUCAGUUUUGCUUCAGUAAUGAGUUUUCCACCUUCUCUCACAAGACCGUCUACUUCGACUUGCAGGUGGGCGACGAGCCCCCUCUUCUCCCGGACAUGGAGAACAGGGUCACGGCUCUCACUCAGAUGGAGUCUGCCUGCGUGACCAUUCACGAGGCUCUGCGGACGGUGGUGGAUUCGCAGACGCAUUACCGCCUCCACGAGGCCCAGGACCGGACCCGGGCCGAGGACCUGCACAGCCGGGUCUCUUACUGGUCUCUUGGCGAGACCAUCGCCCUGUUUGUGGUCAGUGUCAGCCAGGUGCUGCUGCUCAAAAGCUUCUUCACGGAAAAGCGGCCCGUCAACCGGGCGGCCCCCUCCUAGUGGGCGGUGUCCCGUGUCGGGGUCCCUCGCACCCUGGGAUGGGACGGAGCAGCUCUCGAGGUCACCGGCCCCUGUGGGGCUGUGGGUGCCACCCCGGGGAGGCAGACGGGGCAGACUGUGCGCUCACCUCUGCUUCCACUCGCACGCUUCAGCCUUGUUCCCCAGCUUCGAUUCCUGCAACCCUGCCAUCGCUGCUCAACGCUGCUUAAUGUUUACAGGAGGAGGGUGGGGACGAGUCCUUGGGGGGCCGAGGGCCGCGCCUGGCUCCCCCAGCCUGUGUGUGUCUGGUCCCGUGUGCACGGUGGCCUCGCCUCCCACGGAGCUCUGUACUGAGAUGGCUUUGCAGAAGUUCCCCCCGCCCAGUGACAGAGCUGUCGGCCUGCACAUGCGAACAAAGUGGUGACGGGUGCCCGUGGGCAACUGUGUGUUUCCUCGGAUGCAAACUGUGGCUAAUAAAGACUGAACCUGA
This is a messenger RNA of Rhinolophus ferrumequinum (greater horseshoe bat), 1205 nucleotides long. It is a transcript of the gene TMED3, whose product is annotated as transmembrane p24 trafficking protein 3. Lineage: Eukaryota; Metazoa; Chordata; Mammalia; Chiroptera; Rhinolophidae. The coding region runs from base 68 to 736 and encodes 222 amino acids. Gene Ontology annotation, biological process: endoplasmic reticulum to Golgi vesicle-mediated transport; Golgi organization; intracellular protein transport. Gene Ontology annotation, cellular component: endoplasmic reticulum; endoplasmic reticulum-Golgi intermediate compartment; Golgi apparatus. The record is from RefSeq and is a predicted model, not a curated record. The transcript is spliced from 3 exons.